This is a messenger RNA of Tarenaya hassleriana, 1011 nucleotides long. RefSeq lists its product as uncharacterized. The transcript has 3 exons. The record is from RefSeq and is a predicted model, not a curated record. Bases 445 to 939 code for a protein of 164 amino acids. Lineage: Eukaryota; Viridiplantae; Streptophyta; Magnoliopsida; Brassicales; Cleomaceae.
AAAAGAAUUCAUACUAUUUCAUAGUUAUAUACGGAUUUAUUCAAACCCUUUUGGUCCCUCCUUUGGGCGUUUUUCAAUAAAUACAACAGUUUUGGGAAUAUUUGUAAAAUAAAAAUAAAAAUAAGGCUGAUGUAGAGAUAUAACUCAAGUGGGCUUUGAUUCCCAAACUCUCUGUUUUAUUGGGCCCAAUAUCUAAUUGAAGUUGUAGCGUGAACCGGUCAAAUUUCAGUAAACCGGAUUUUGAAUCGGGUCGGUUAUUGAUGGGUUUGGCAGAAUCAGAAGUCGUCGUCUUCCCCUCCCCACGAUCGAUCAUGGAAGUGGAUCUGACUCUGUGUUCCAAACCUUCUUUUUAUGAACUUCAUUAGAUUUUUUUGUACUCUCUCUUCCACUAAACUGAGAAAAUUCGAGGUUUAAUACUUCAAAGCUCGUGAAUUUGAAGGAGGAAUGGCGAAACCCAGAAAUAUUUUCGCCGUUUGUUCUAUGCUUAUGUCUUUGUUGUUCGCUUACUCUGCAUCCGUCCAGCUAAACGAUCCUGAUUGGUAUUUCUGGUUUCCGGUGUACGCAAUGGCAUGUGCCGUGAAUCUGAUGAACUGCGGAAUCUCAUCCGGCACAAGAGGAAUCGGACAGAUGAAGAAGACAGCAUUAGGGUUUGGUCUGUUCUUGUUUGUCAAGGUUGUCUUGGAGGAUCUGACGACAAACGCGGCUGGUUUCUUGUCUUUGGAUCUCACUCGCAGAGUCGUCAGAGAGAAAAUCGGAAGUGGGUUAGUGGUGGCUUCCAUGGCUCUGCACCUGCAAGCUUCCUCACAAGAACGCAAACUCAGAGGGGAAAAACACGAUUCGGCGAACUGGCUUCACCUCGGAAUGGGUGCAACAGUUGUCUUUGGUUAUGGACUUCCCGUUUGGUUCUUCACAGUUCAGAAGGGUGAAAUGAAGUUAUGAUCAGACUGUAGUAACUCUCUGUACUCUGUGUGUUCCGUGUUCUUGUCUAAAGAUUUCAGAAAGCUUGUCUAA